GGCGCGAGUUGGCGAGAAAGAAACGUGACUCCGAGAAUUAAAGAAGCAAGGACCUCUUCACUAUAACACUCACGGAAGCUGCCAAAACACUUUUUUGGGGUGGAUCCAUUCAAGACCAUGGGACCCACAAGGAAAACCCUGCAAGUCCUCCAGCCUUCUGCAGUCAAUAACAACCUAGGCAAAGUAAUACCGACAGGAAAGGUUUCCAGAAGGAAAUUGUGGAACGCAGAACAAGUGAAGGGCUCAAAGAGGGUGAAGGCUGAAGUUGCUGUCACAUCACCAAAAGCAGAGAAUGACAAUCGACCCGACGGCAUUACCAAGGAGACCUACGAGCUGAUGGUCAAAGAAACCCCUCCCUCUUCCUACUGGAAAGAGGUAGCUGAGGAGAGACGUAAAGCGCUCUACAACGUGCUCCAGGAGAAUGAGAAGUUGCACAAGGGCAUCGAGGCCAAGGAUGAGCAGAUAGCCCAGCUGAAGACAGAGAAUGAUGAGCUUCAGGAAUUGGUCCAACAUGUACAGCACAUGGCUGACAUGAUAGAGCGGUUAACUGGWAAGAGUCCGGAAAGUCCAGAGGACCUGCGAGAGAUUGUGCUUUGUGCCGAGGACGAUUUUGAGGYACGACAAGAAUCUGAUGAAAAUGGCCCCAGUACCAGCAGUGAUUUCACACCCAGGUCUGUCUUUGAGGAGGAUGUCACAGAAGAUGAGGUCACAGAACAAAAGGAAGAUUAACCCUCGGGGGAGGAUGAUUGACUGAAUGUACUGGUGAAAUCCUUCAGGCGACGCCUGUGCUUCUCACUUAACAGUCUGGCAUUGAUGCCUGUUACUUUAUAUUUUUUCUUUGCUUAACAUCUGAGGUACUUGUGCAAGAUUUUUUACUUUCACCAUACCCUUUUUACAACGUGGCUAUGAAAAGAGGCAGUUCCCUAGUUUAUAUUUUUCUUUGCUUUUGACUUUUUAAAUGGCAUUUGUUAUAGGAUUUUGUUAUAGUGCAGUUUUAAUGCACUCUGUACAUAUGCUUCAGGACUGUCCUAUGACAUAAACACCUUUAUUUUUU
Molecule: messenger RNA, 1054 nt
Organism: Salvelinus sp. IW2-2015
Lineage: Eukaryota; Metazoa; Chordata; Actinopteri; Salmoniformes; Salmonidae
Product: geminin
Exons: 6
Coding region: 118-729 (203 amino acids)
Biological process (GO): negative regulation of cell cycle; negative regulation of DNA replication
Cellular component (GO): nucleus
Source: RefSeq, a predicted model, not a curated record